AUGGAUUCGAAGAAGACGCGCUUGAAUCUGCCGGUAGGCAUGGAGAUGACUCUCCGCCUCGACACGCCGCCGCCGGCGUACUCUCCGGUGAAGACGUCGUCGCCAUCGAAGACGACCUACAGCGACAGAUUCAUACCCUGCCGAUCGUCCUCGAGGCUCCAGAACUUCGCGCUGGUGGAGAUGCCGUCGCCGGUGAAGGAGGGGGGGAACGAGGUCUACUCGAGACUGCUGAGGGCCGAGCUCUUCGGGACGGACGCCAUGACCUGCUCCCCAUCUGGGCAAGCGUCCCCAAUGAGCCCUAAUAAGAAUCUGUUCAGAUUCAAGACGGAUCACUCGGCCCCCAGCUCCCCGUUUCCCGGGGUGGCCUCGAGCAACGAAAGUGGAGUUCUUGGAGAGGUGUCGACCCCUCCGAAGGUGCCCAGAAAGAUUCCGAAGACGCCUCACAAGGUUACCAAUCCAGAUCCCUAAUUUCCCAGUCAUAAUUAAUCUUCCCGAGCCCGACCGAGGAGGAAGAAGCCUACUAACCACCGAUCGGCCGUUUGCAGGUUCUCGAUGCCCCCUCCCUGCAGGAUGACUUCUACCUGAACCUCGUCGAUUGGUCCUCACAGAACACCCUGGCCGUUGGGUUAAGCACAUGCGUCUAUCUCUGGUCUGCAUCCACCAGCAAGGUACAUCACCCAUCAAUCUGUGUACGUAGUCUUUGAUCUACAUCUGGUUCAGCAGCAAGAGGGGCGACAACAGGACGAUUGGUUGAAUCCUUGAUCCAUCCUUCUAAUGGUGGAUUCAGCGUCAACGGGGAAAAUCAUUGAGAAUCUUUGAUCUCUCCGUCUUGCCCAUCAUUCGAGCAUUUCUGAAACUCUGAGAAUGAGACGUUCCUGGUUCAGUUUGAGCUCUGCGCGUUUAUCAUGCUCUUCUCACGGCAACAGGUGACGAAGCUCUGCGAUCUGGGCCCCCGCGACAGCGUCUGCGGCAUCCAGUGGACUCGCGAAGGCUCUUACCUGGCCAUCGGAACCAGCCUGGGGGAGGUUCAGGUAUGCGCAUAGAAAUUAUAAUCUUCGAUUAAACAUGGGUGGGAACGCGUCAAUUACCGUCGAAUUGCAGCAGUGAUCCAAAAUAUGCGAUUAUUCUUUUUACCUUCAUCACCCGUUUAUCUUGUUGUUUAAUCAUCUCUGGUGGCAUUUUUGAUCCUGCCCCGGCCCGAGUGAGGCUGGCAAUUUAAUGGGUCUGAUUCCAUUAUUCUCCAUUGAUUUUGAGCUGGAAGGCCCUGUGAUCUUCGACUGUGGCAGAUAUGGGACAGCGCCCGGUGUAAGAGGAUCAGGACGAUGGGUGGGCAUCAGACGAGGGCCGGAGUCCUGGCGUGGAACUCCUGCAUCCUGUCUUCCGGAAGCAGAGACAAGAACAUCCUCCAGCAUGAUCUCCGCGUCUCGAGCGACUACGUCAGCAAAUUCGUCGGCCAUCGAUCGGAGGUAUCAUCUGUGAAUAAAACCCCGGUAAUCGAUGGCGUUUGAGGCGAUUAGAUCUUCCCCAAGAACGAGGCCUUUCUCAUCAUCUUUCUUUCCCUUCCCGUCGUGUUCCUCUGUCGUUUAGGUUUGCGGGUUGAAAUGGUCGCAUGACGACAGGGAGCUCGCUUCAGGCGGGAACGACAACCAGGUGGGAACCCUUCAUCUCGCUUCGAAAUGAUCAGUGGACGACGAUGAUUGACUGUUUUUUUUCUCUCUUUCUGCGUUGAUCGAUCCUUGUUCUCCCUUCAAGGGCCGUCAAACUGAGAUAAUUAUGAUUUUUUGCUCCUUGUUGGUGAACCAGCUCUUGAUUUGGAAUCAGCACUCACAGCAGCCGAUCCACAGGCUGUCGGAGCACACGGCCGCCGUCAAAGCCAUAACCUGGUCACCGCACCAGCACGGGCUCCUGGCGUCCGGCGGCGGAACCGCUGACCGGUGCAUCCGGUUCUGGAACACCAAGAACGGCAGCCUGCUGAAUUCGGUGGACACCGGGAGCCAGGUUCUCCUCCGCGUGUCUCUAUUACCACUGGUUUCACCCACAGAGAUUUAUCACACGUACCCUAAUCGUCCAUCUUCUUCCUCCAACUCCCUCAACGCCGCAGGUCUGCAAUCUGGCAUGGUGCAAGACUGUGAACGAGUUGGUUAGCACUCAUGGGUACUCUCAGAACCAGAUCAUGGUGUGGAAAUACCCCUCAAUGGGGAAGGUAGCAGCCAUAACUCAGCUCUUCUCCCAUUACUUGCCUUCCACAAUGAUGAACGCAUUUAGGGUUCCUACUCAGCAGCUGCCUCGGUUCUUUGUCCACAGGUAGCGACUCUCACUGGGCACACUCUACGAGUCCUCUAUCUUGCUGUCUCACCCGAUGGACAGGUAACCCCAUCGUCUUUCUCUCACUCCCUCUCCCUCUCUACCCUCAGAUUGAUAGAACCCAAAUGCCUUUUGUUGCAGACUAUUGUGACCGGAGCGGGGGACGAAACACUCAGAUUUUGGAACAUCUUUCCUUCGAUGAAAGCCCCGGUGAGUCACAAGUCCAAAGCAUUGACUUCUCUUGCAAAAUAUCUCAAUGGCCGUUGACCUUCGUGAGCGUAUCUUUCUUCGUUUGGUUCCCUUUCAGGCUCCUGUGCGCGGCACGACGGCUUGGUCCCUCGGAAGAACGCACAUCCGAUGA
Messenger RNA from Spirodela intermedia, 2665 nucleotides. The record is from the annotation of a GenBank genome assembly. Lineage: Eukaryota; Viridiplantae; Streptophyta; Magnoliopsida; Alismatales; Araceae.